Molecule: messenger RNA, 735 nt
Organism: Cuscuta epithymum
Lineage: Eukaryota; Viridiplantae; Streptophyta; Magnoliopsida; Solanales; Convolvulaceae
Source: the annotation of a GenBank genome assembly
AGGUGCUGGAGGACAAGUUUCAUACAGAAAAGAAAAAAAAGAAUUUAAACUAGAAGAAGAAGAAAAAUGGGGAAAAAAAUGGAAAGCGGAGGAAAUGUCAUAAGCUGCCACACUACCGAAACCUGGGACAAUGUGCUCUCCCAGGGAAUGCAAGAGAAAAGAUUGAUGAUUGUUGACUUCACAGCUUCAUGGUGUGGUCCUUGUCGAACCAUAGCCCCAUUCGUAGCAUCCUUGGCUAGAAGCACACCUGAUGUCCUCUUCCUCAAGGUGGACGUGGAUGAAUUGCCGUUGGUGGCUGAAGAUUGGGGCGUAAAGGGAAUGCCAACAUUCAUGUUCCUAAAGGAAGGCAGAAUUUUGGAGUCUUUUGUUGGAGCCAGGAAAGACAAGUUGCAGCAGCUUCUUGCCAAACACAGCAUGAAAUCUCCUACUACUUCUUAUGAUUCACAUAUCAAAGUUCAAAUUGAAAUUGUUGAUUAAAUAAUGGUUAUCAUUAGAGAUAUUAUUAAAUAUUAAUUAAUUAUAUUAUCGAUCAUUUGACAACUCCUAUUGGCUAUUGCUGCCUUGCUUGAUCAGAGUAUCGAUUAUACGGAGUACUUAGUAAUUUUCAGCGUUAUUAUAUAGGUAGUAUAAUAAUGAAUUAAUGGAGAGUUAGAAUUUUGUAUUUUAUUGCGAUGACGGAUUACUCUUCAAUUUUGAAGAAUAAAUCAAUAAAUUAAUCUAUGCUCUCAACUUUGC